Molecule: messenger RNA, 948 nt
Organism: Fusarium poae
Lineage: Eukaryota; Fungi; Ascomycota; Sordariomycetes; Hypocreales; Nectriaceae
Exons: 2
Coding region: 1-948 (315 amino acids)
Biological process (GO): translation
Cellular component (GO): mitochondrial small ribosomal subunit; ribosome
Molecular function (GO): structural constituent of ribosome; RNA binding
Source: RefSeq, a predicted model, not a curated record
AUGUCAACAUUUACACAAAGCCUACGGCAGCUGCGGUGCCAGGGCAAGACUUUCCGGGCACCAUGGCCCCAGCCCGCCCGGCAACGUCCAUAUUUUCCCCUCGCUGUUCGAACAAUUGCUACCGAAACGUCAACGCCAAUUGUCGAGCCUAAACCCGAUGGCCUCGCCUUGUCAACAGAUGCCAGUUCCAAAUUCACUAUACCGUUCCAGGGAGUCGACCAUGCCCGUGCUGUUCCCCUCUCGGCCUCGUACUUCUCCCGAGAGCCUCAAUUCAAUGAGAUGUAUCUCCGAAUCGCUCGCCUUCUCACCAAAUACCACGCCUUACCAACAGUACCAACAAGUCAUGUUCCUCCGACAGCUUGGGUCAAACUACAGGAAAUGCGCUCAAAGCUUGGUGAACCGGUCAAGGCCUCCCACUACGCCAAGGUGAUCCGAGUCGCGAAGCGUCUGAACCAGAUUGAGCCCACACUUUUCCCUCAAGAGGUUCGAUCUGCUCUUGAGGAGUUCAAGCGUGAUAUCAACCCAUUUAUGAACGUGCCUCAUGAGGUCACAAUUGACAGGUACGGCCGAGCUGUUGGUGUUGGCAAGCGAAAGGAAUCAACUGCUCGUGCGUGGGUUGUAGAGGGAACGGGAGAAGUCUUGAUCAAUGGCAAAACUUUGAGUCAGGCAUUUGGCCGCGUUCACGAUCGCGAAAGUGCGGUUUGGGCUCUACAGGCUACCGAGCGAUUGGACAAGUAUAAUGUCUGGGCAUUAGUGGAGGGUGGUGGAACAACCGGCCAGGCCGAAGCCCUUACGUUGGCGGUUGCUAAAGCUCUGAUCGUUCAUGAGCCAGCACUCAAGACUGCUCUUCGAAAAGCUGGCUGUAUCACAAGAGAUCCAAGAACUGUGGAGAGAAAGAAGCACGGCCAUGUCAAGGCUCGUAAGAUGCCUGCCUGGGUCAAGCGAUAA